Danaus chrysippus (African queen) is the source of this 1026-nucleotide messenger RNA. Lineage: Eukaryota; Metazoa; Arthropoda; Insecta; Lepidoptera; Nymphalidae. The record is from the annotation of a GenBank genome assembly.
AUGUGUGAUAUUAACGAUAAUCCAAUUAAAUUAAGUGUAAAAUGGAAUGGAAAGGAGUAUGAAAUACCAGAAUUAUCACCUUCGGAUUCUGUGGCAAUGUUAAAAAUUGCCAUCGAAAAUGCAACUGGCGUGCGCCCGGAAAGACAAAAACUUCUCAAUGUUAAAUUCCAGGGUAAAGUCGCGACCGAUAAUUGUACACUGUCCGAUUUAAACCUCAAACCAAAUUUGAAGAUUAUGAUGGUGGGUUCCCUUGAAGAAGCCAUAGAAGGUGCUAGAACCAAACCAGAUGUUGGUGACGAUGUAGUAAAUGAUCUUGAUAUUGAGGAAGAAGAAGUGGAUGUUGAAAACCAAGAGAUUUACCUAGCUAAAAUAAAUAAACGAAUAAGGGAUUACAAGAUUAAUGUUCUGAAUGAACCGCGACCUGGCAAGAAAUUAUUAGUUUUAGAUAUAGAUUACACACUGUUUGAUCACAGAUCUGUGGCAGAGACUGGUUACGAGUUAAUGCGUCCCUUCCUUCAUGAGUUUCUAACGUCUUCGUACACACAUUAUGAUAUAGUGAUCUGGUCGGCCACCGGCAUGAAGUGGAUUGAGGAGAAGAUGAGAUUACUCGGAGUAUCCACACACCAGGACUAUAAGAUUAUGUUCUAUUUGGACUAUCUAGCUAUGAUUACAGUCCAUACGACCAAGUAUGGGACUAUAGAUGUCAAACCUCUCGGCGUCAUAUGGGGUAAAUAUCCCCAAUACAGCUCCAAAAACACUAUAAUGUUUGAUGACAUACGAAGAAACUUCAUCAUGAACCCUAAAAGCGGUCUUAAGAUACGUCCAUUCAGACAAGCUCAUUUGAACCGGGACAAAGACAGAGAAUUAUUACAUCUUACUACAUAUUUAAGAGAUAUAGCGCAGUACUGCGAAGAUUUUGACACCUUGAACCAUAAGAAAUGGGAGAAAUAUAAGCCUGAUAGGAUAACACAACUAGCUGGUAGCAAACGGAAGGCAGAAGACAGUGUGUCCAAGCGCAAAGAAUGA